Molecule: messenger RNA, 768 nt
Organism: Melampsora larici-populina 98AG31
Lineage: Eukaryota; Fungi; Basidiomycota; Pucciniomycetes; Pucciniales; Melampsoraceae
Exons: 4
Coding region: 1-768 (255 amino acids)
Source: RefSeq, a predicted model, not a curated record
AUGCCUCUUGGAUUUCACGGGGAAGCCCAUGAAUGUGUACUUUCAUUUGCGAGUUGGCUCAUAUAUUCUCGCAAGGCUACCUCGAGCGAACAAAGGGUCAUCGAUGUUGGCAUAGCAAAGAUCACGUCGAAGAACCCUGAUGCUCCGGGGGAUUUGCCGUUUGUUUCGGGGCUGGACUUGGAAGACGUGGAGGACAUCGAGGAAGACUUGCCUGACUUGCCCGUGAUCGAUCGGCCCUCUGCUACGUUUUCAAGUGGCCAGGUCAUGAGUCAGCUCUCAGUUAACAGCGCCAAACGGGCCUUUACAGCACCUGCUUCUCCAGCUGUCAAUGAGUUGGAAGAUGUGGACCCUCCAACCGUAGAAGACUCUGUGGUGCCUUUCGGUUCUCGUCAAUCUUCGCAAAGCGAUAAGGCCAAACACGCAUUCAUUAAAAGUGAUAAGGGUACGUCCUCUUCAGCUCCUCCAGCUGUCGUGAGAAGGGAGGAUGAUGAGGAGGAUGGUGUCCCACCUGCUGCCACCUUACCGGAAAAGCCGUUACCUGCCACCCUACCGGAGGAAAAGGCGUUACCCGACGUCAAGGGACCCUUGAGUGUCCGCCUGCGUGUGAACAAGCGCCCGAAGUCGCCCUCCCCUCAGAAGACUUCAAAGGCCAAGAAGGGUGUUGCCAAGGUAAAGCCAGACAAGGCGCGGUUGGCAGUGGUCAAAGAGGCAGUGGUUGAGAAGAAGGCAAAGGUUAUGCCUAAGCCUAAAGGGAAGAAGAAAUCCUGA